This is a messenger RNA of Phlebotomus papatasi, 777 nucleotides long. RefSeq names its product peroxiredoxin 1-like. Gene Ontology annotation, molecular function: thioredoxin peroxidase activity. Lineage: Eukaryota; Metazoa; Arthropoda; Insecta; Diptera; Psychodidae. The transcript has 3 exons. The record is from RefSeq and is a predicted model, not a curated record. Gene Ontology annotation, biological process: cell redox homeostasis; response to oxidative stress; cellular response to stress. Bases 43 to 633 code for a protein of 196 amino acids. Gene Ontology annotation, cellular component: cytosol.
CGUAAAAUACUUAAGGAAAUCGCCUUUAAUACCACCGUGAACAUGACGCCACCAUUGCAAAGACCAGCACCCGAUUUCUCCGGAACUGCUGUCAUCAACGGGGAACUACGAGAGAUAUCUCUUGGGGACUUCCGGGGACGCUAUUUGGUGCUCCUCUUCUAUCCAUUGGACUUUACUUUCGUAUGUCCCACAGAGAUAAUUGCAUUUUCUGAUCGCCUGGGAGAAUUCACUGAUGUGGGCUGUGAGGUCGUGGCUGUUUCAACGGAUUCUCACUUCUCUCAUUUGGCGUGGACUCAAGUGCCGCGCCGUGAGGGUGGCCUUGGAAAGGUAGAUCUGCCCCUGCUGGCAGACAAAUCCAUGAGAAUUUCAAAGAAUUAUGGAGUACUCGAUGCUGAUACUGGGAUUGCCUUCCGGGGAUUGUUCAUCAUUGAUGGUCAUCAACGUCUUCGCCAGAUCACCGUGAACGAUCUACCUGUGGGGCGCUCUGUAGAUGAGACUCUGCGCUUGGUGAAGGCAUUCCAGUACACAGAUGUUCACGGAGAAGUCUGUCCAGCAAAUUGGCAACCUGGCAACAAGACCAUCAAUCCCGACACUGUAAAGUCCAAAAAGUUCUUCGAGGCUUCCUUCAAUUGAACAACUCCAUCUCCCAUCCGAAUCCCAAUGAGAGAACCACCCAAAGAAAUCAACAGAUAAAACCACCAAAACCGAUGAGUAUUAAUUUGUUAACAGCUCUCUUGCCGAAGUUACUGAAAUAAAAUACCAUGAAUCUCUUUAAAA